Lactuca saligna is the source of this 1289-nucleotide messenger RNA. The record is from the annotation of a GenBank genome assembly. Lineage: Eukaryota; Viridiplantae; Streptophyta; Magnoliopsida; Asterales; Asteraceae.
CUAAAAUCGAGAAAAACAAAAGAGGGGGUGUGUAAUGACAGUUUUGCCCUUUAUGCGUUUUACUUAUAAACCUGUGUAUUAGGGUUUCUUCCAUUUGUUCAGCCGACUGCAGGAGAGCGCCGCUGCCCUUCGUUACAGAGACCACAUUACAGGGGUGCCUUAUGCUACUGGAUUUCUUUGAUAUGAGUUGCCAUUGAAUUUAAUCUAAGGGUUUUGUUAGCUCGGGAAUUAUCGACUUGAAGGUAAGAAUCAAUGGCACCACAGCAGAGGAAACCCCAUGUCAGCAGGAACCCUGAUCUAAUCAGAGGUGUGGGCAAGUAUUCACGCUCACAAAUGUACCACAAGAGGGGUCUAUGGGCCAUCAAGGCCAAAAAUGGUGGAGCUUUCCCUAAGCAUGAGAAAAAAGCCAUUGCUGCUGCACCAACUGAGAAGCCACCAAAGUUCUAUCCAGCUGAUGAUGUGAAGAAACCCCUUGUCAACAAACGCAAAGCCAGACCCACCAAGCUCAGAUCCAGUAUUACUCCUGGAACUGUGCUGAUCAUAUUGGCUGGGAGAUUCAAGGGGAAAAGAGUUGUUUUCUUGAAACAACUUACAUCUGGACUGCUAUUGGUUACAGGUCCUUUUAAGAUCAAUGGUGUUCCUUUGAGGAGGGUAAAUCAGUCAUAUGUGAUUGCUACAUCAACCAAGGUCGACAUCUCGGGGGUGAAUGUGGAGAAGUUUGAUGACAAGUACUUUGGAAAGAAAACUGAAAAGAAGAAGACCAAAGGAGAAGGCGAGUUUUUUGAAGCAGAGAAAGAGGAAAAGAGCUUGCUUCCACAGGAGAAAAAGGAUGACCAGAAAUCAGUUGAUGCAGCUUUGAUAAAGACCAUUGAGGCUGUUCCUGACUUGAAAAGCUAUUUGGGUGCAAGAUUUUCACUCAAGGCAGGCAUGAAACCACAUGAGCUUGUCUUUUAGAUGAAGUGUCUUUGAGUUAAUUUUGUUUUCUUGAUUAUGUUUGUGUAAGCUCUAGAUUUUGAGGCUGCAUUCUGUCAGUUUUUGAUGGUUGUCAACGAUGAAAUUACCUUUUUUGCUAUUGAAUUUUGGUAUCUAUAAUCUGCAUCCUCUUUGAAACAUUAUGAUUCUGAAAUCGUUUUGUAUUUGAAUCACAUUUGCUGUAGUUUGAAGAUUUCCAGACUAGGACUACAAUGUUGCUUUAGGCAUGUUCAUAGAAGGGAAAAACAUUUAUUAUUGUAAUUAAUUAAACAUUACAUAGAAACUGAAGUCAAACAUGUUAAAAAAACCAAAACGAG